AUGGUGGAGGCCAUAGUGGAGUUUGACUACCAGGCCCAGCACGACGAUGAGCUGACGAUCACCGUGGGUGAGAUCAUCACCAACAUCAGGAAGGAGGAUGGAGGCUGGUGGGAGGGACAGAUCAAUGGCAGGAGAGGUUUGUUCCCUGACAACUUUGUAAGAGAAAUAAAGAAGGAAAUGAAGAAAGAGCCUCUCUCCAGCAAAGCUCCAGAAAAGCCCAUGCACGAAGUGUCCAGUGGAAAUGCUUUGCUGUCUUCUGAAACAAUUCUAAGAACCAACAAGAGAGGCGAGCGACGGAGGCGCCGGUGCCAGGUGGCAUUCAGCUACCUGCCUCAGAACGAUGACGAGCUCGAGCUGAAGGUCGGCGACAUCAUAGAGGUGGUGGGAGAGGUAGAAGAAGGAUGGUGGGAAGGUGUUCUCAAUGGAAAGACUGGAAUGUUUCCUUCCAACUUCAUCAAGGAGCUGUCAGGGGAGUCGGAUGACCUCGGCAUUUCCCAGGAUGAUCAGCUCUCCAAGUCAAGUUUAAGGGAAACCACAGGCUCCGAGAGUGACGGGGGUGACUCGAGCAGUACCAAAUCUGAGGGUGCCAACGGCACAGUCGCAACAGCUGCCAUCCAGCCGAAGAAAGUCAAGGGAGUGGGCUUUGGAGAUAUUUUCAAAGACAAGCCAAUAAAGCUAAGACCAAGGUCGAUUGAAGUAGAAAAUGACUUUCUGCCGGUGGAAAAGACUAUUGGCAAGAAGUUACCUCCAACUGCAGCAACUCCAGACUCAUCAAAACCAGAAAUGGACAGCAGGACAAAGACCAAGGAUUACUGCAAAGUUAUCUUUCCAUAUGAGGCACAGAAUGAUGAUGAAUUGACAAUCAAAGAAGGAGAUAUAGUCACUCUCAUCAAUAAGGACUGCAUCGAUGUGGGCUGGUGGGAAGGAGAGCUGAACGGCAGACGAGGAGUGUUUCCUGACAACUUCGUCAAGUUACUGCCGCCUGACUUUGAAAAGGAAGGAAACAGACCCAAGAAGCCACCUCCUCCCUCGGCUCCCGUGAUCAAGCAAGGGGCAGGUACCACUGAAAGAAAACAUGAAAUUAAAAAGAUACCUCCUGAAAGACCAGAAACGCUUCCAAACAGAACAGAAGAGAAAGAAAGACCAGAGAGAGAGCCAAAACUGGAUUUACAGAAGCCUUCUGUUCCUGCCAUACCGCCCAAAAAGCCACGGCCACCCAAGACCAAUUCUCUCAGCAGACCAGGCGCGCUACCCCCGAGGAGGCCAGAGCGGCCCGUGGGUCCCCUGACCCACACCAGGGGUGACGGUGCCAAGAUCGACUUGGUGGGCAGCUCGAUACCUGGCAUGCUGGACAAGGACCUCUCAGACCGCAGCAAUGACAUUGACCUAGAAGGUUUUGACUCCGUGGUAUCAUCUACUGAGAAACUCAGUCACCCAACCACAAGCAGACCAAAAGCCACGGGGAGGCGACCUCCAUCCCAGUCUCUGACGUCCUCUUCCCUUUCAAGCCCUGACAUCUUUGACUCCCCAAGUCCUGAAGAAGAUAAAGAAGAACACAUUUCGCUUGCACACAGAGGAGUGGACACAUCCAAGAAAACGUCAAAGACUGUUACCAUAUCCCAAGUGUCGGACAACAAAGCGUCCCUGCCACCGAAGCCGGGGACCAUGGCUGCAGGCGGCAGCGGGCCGGCUCCUCUGUCCUCGGCAGCGUCCUCCCCUCUGUCAUCCUCUUUGGGCACAGUUGGACACAGAGCCAACUCCCCAUCUCUGUUUGGCACGGAAGGCAAACCAAAGAUGGAGCCUGUGGCCAGCAGCCAGGCAGCCAUGGAGGAGCUGAGGACGCAGGUCCGGGAGCUGAGGAGCAUCAUCGAGACCAUGAAGGACCAGCAGAAACGAGAGAUUAAGCAGUUACUGUCAGAGUUGGAUGAAGAGAAGAAAAUCCGGCUUCGGUUGCAGAUGGAAGUUAAUGACAUAAAGAAAGCUCUUCAAUCAAAAUGA
Messenger RNA from Rangifer tarandus platyrhynchus (Svalbard reindeer), 1998 nucleotides. The record is from the annotation of a GenBank genome assembly. Lineage: Eukaryota; Metazoa; Chordata; Mammalia; Artiodactyla; Cervidae.